Molecule: messenger RNA, 348 nt
Organism: Calidris pugnax (ruff)
Lineage: Eukaryota; Metazoa; Chordata; Aves; Charadriiformes; Scolopacidae
Product: macrophage migration inhibitory factor-like
Exons: 3
Coding region: 1-348 (115 amino acids)
Molecular function (GO): phenylpyruvate tautomerase activity; cytokine activity
Source: RefSeq, a predicted model, not a curated record
AUGCCGAAGUUCAUUGUUAACACAAAUAUAAGCAAGGAUAAAGUGCCAGAGUCUCUCACAGGGGAGCUCACCCAGCAGUUAUCAAAAGCAAUGGGCAAACCAGCACAGUAUCUAGCAAUACAGGUAUCUCCUGACCAGCUGAUGUCCUUUGGUGGCUCUGCAGACCCCUGUGCUAUGUGCUUUCUCUACAGCAUCGGCAAGAUAGGGGAGCAAGAGAACAAGGUCUACUCCAAAUUGCUUUGUGACUUGCUGAACAAACAGCUGAAAAUACCAUCUGACAGAAUCUAUGUCAGCUUCUUUGAGAUCAGCGCUGGCAAUGUAGGCUGGAACAACACCACCUUUGCUUGA